UGUCGUCAACAAGGAAACCGCGUGGGAGGGCGUAGAUUCGACAGACGAGCGUUGCCCCAAGUGUUCCUAUCCACGUGCUUAUUUCAAACAAUUGCAGACACGAUCCGCUGAUGAGGGUAUGACCUUGUUCUACAGAUGCUGCAAUCAUUCGUGCGGCCACACUUGGCGAGUCAAUACAUAAAUCAGCAGAGGCAAACAAUCCAAAGUAUUCGAGGGAUCAUGAAUCCCAAUGCAAUGGGUCCUAUUAAGGUCAACAUGAACAACGCCAGGAAUGAAUUGAAGCUGCUCGAGUCAAAGGAAAAGCAUUGGUUCUGCGGUGGCAACCGGAGUGUCGUGAUGGCAGCCCAAUUGUUGCAACAGGGCAAGAUAAUCGCGAUCCCGACUGAUACGAUUUAUGGUCUUGCUGGUGUGGCCGUCAACCCGCUCGCCGUUCAACGAUUAUAUGAAAUCAAACGGCGAGAUGGAAGCAAGCCACUGGCGAUCUGUCUGAGUAAUGUCAAAGAGAUUGGUACAUGGGGUGUUCUGGACGACGUGCCAUCUGGUAUGUUGGAGUGUCUGCUUCCUGGGCCCUGUACGAUAUGUUUGCGACGCACAUCCGCUUUACCAAAAUCAUUCAAUCCGGGCCAAGAGACUGUCGGGAUUCGUGUGCCGGAUAACAAGUUUGUACGCAGCGUCGCCAAGAUUGUUGGUCCAUUGGCACUCACCAGUGCCAACAUUAGUAGCGAACCAAGCAGUCUAUACCCGGACGAAUUUCGCGCGCUCUGGCCCAAGCUCGACGGCGUCUUCCACGAGACGUCAAAUUCGAACAAGCGGCUCGAGAGUCGCCGAGUCGGUUCCACUGUGGUGGAUCUGUCAACACCAGGCUAUUAUAGAAUUGUCCGUCAUGGUAUCGCAGGGAAUAUCAUCAUUAACGUAUUAAAUAAGUACGGAUUGAAGAAAAUUAUGGACAAUGUGUGCACUAUGUGAUUAAAGUUCUUAAUUAUAAACGGGGUAUUAUAUUUAAUUAUUAUUACGUUUAUAAAAAAAUAAAAUUUAAGAAAUUAUAUUGUG
This is a messenger RNA of Camponotus floridanus (Florida carpenter ant), 1050 nucleotides long. RefSeq names its product yrdC domain-containing protein, mitochondrial (gene Tcs1). Gene Ontology annotation, molecular function: double-stranded RNA binding; tRNA binding; nucleotidyltransferase activity. Gene Ontology annotation, biological process: regulation of translational fidelity. Gene Ontology annotation, cellular component: cytoplasm. The transcript is spliced from 2 exons. Bases 136 to 966 code for a protein of 276 amino acids. NCBI's taxonomy places the organism in Eukaryota, Metazoa, Arthropoda, Insecta, Hymenoptera, Formicidae. The record is from RefSeq and is a predicted model, not a curated record.